CCUAGCUAGUCUUCUACAACUGUACAACUACAAUAUUGCUUUAUUGCAAUUUUUUUUUGUUUCAUGUUUGCAAAAUUAAUGUAAAUGAAGUUUAAACGAAAAAACAUAUUACAAAGUCUUAUAAAUGGGGAAAAGAGUUUUUGUACUUUGUGCUUUUCUAGCAUUGAGGACUUGGAAAGUUAUUUGAUUGUUACCGACAUAGUUAUUCUAAAAAGUGAAUAUGAGAAAAGUAUUGUGGAUAUUUUAAACUUUGUACUUGCUCCAGGCAUUGCUACAGAUUUCCUAACUAGCUACAUAUGCAUGCCAUGUUUUAAAUCAGCAUUAUCAAGCUAUUUAUUCAUAAAAACGGCCAAAGAAAAUAGUGAAUACCUCAGUAAAACCAUAAAAAAUGUAACAAAUAUCCUGAAAAGCAAUUUAGAGGAGAAUUUAGAAUUUUGUAAGACAGUAUAUUUGUUAAGUGAAGACUCCAAGUUUUCAAGUUGUUAUGAUACUCAAUGUGAAAUUGAUUCUAUUGAAACUGCAAAGCUGAGGUUAGACACUAUCUUAUUGGAGGAAAAUAAUGAAGAAAAUGUAAUUUCUAUUGAUAUAGAGUUUGAACAACAAGAAAAUGAACAGCUACAAUAUAGAGAAGAAGAAAAUGAACAAGACAAAGAUGAACUACGACAUAGAGAAGAAGUAAAUGAACAAGACAAAGAUGAACUCCUACAACAUAGAGAAGAAGAAAAUGAACAGCUACAACACAUAAAAGACAAAGAUGAACAGCUACAACAUAGAGAAGAAGAAAAUGAACAGCUACAAUACAGAGAAGAAGAAAAUGAACAGCUACAACACAUAAAAGAGGAAGAUGAAUUGCUACAACAUAGAGAAAAAGAUAAUGAACAGCUACAAUACAGAGAAAAAGAAAAUGAACAGCUACAAUACAGAGAAAAAGAAAAUGAACAGCCACAAUGUAGAAAUGAACAAAAUGAACAGCUACAAUAUAGAGAUGGACAAAAUGAACAGCUACAAUGUAGAGCAGAAAAAAAACAGCUACAACAUAGAAAGGCAAAUACUAAACAUAGUGAUUUAGAAAAUAUGUUUGAAAGAGGUGGGAAAAGGGUACAGUGUAAACUUUGUAAGGUUUUCACUAGCAUAAAUUAUUUCAGAAGUCAUUAUUACAGACAGCAUGCUCCAAAAACUAUUAAAUGUCCAAAGUGUCCUAAACUGUUUGGAUCAACAAGUAUACUAAAUAAACAUAGAUAUGAAAACCACACUGAAGCAAUAUGCACUGAAUGUGGUAAAGCGUUUAACAACUAUCGUUAUCUAAGAAAGCAUAAACAAAGUCACCAAAUUAGUUUCCCUUGUGAGAAAUGCAAGUAUGUGUAUAAAAGCAAAGAAACGUAUGACCGACACCUAAAGUUUCAAAUAUGUGGCCAAAAACAGAAAAAGACUCAAGCCUUAUUCACUUUCGCAGAUACCAUAUUCACUUGUGAUAUUUGUAAUAAAAACUAUUGUCAUAAGAAUUCCCUAAAAAGACAUAUAGGGCUGAUGCAUGGAGAUGGCAAGGCCUAUGUGUGUGGGUGGUGUGACAAAAAAUAUAGUACUCAAAGUCACUUGAAUGCACACACAGUAAUACACACAGAACACAAAAAAUUCUCUUGCACAACAUGUAAUAGUAAAUUCAGUACAAAAAGGAGUCUUACUGUCCACACUAACCCUUAUAAAUGUGCUGAUUGUGAUGCUAGCUUUUUUUGUUCAACACAGAGAUCUAUGCAUGUUCAGCAUUACCACAGACAAUUGCAGCAAAAUUUGCAGUUUGAAUGUGAUUUAUGUUUUGGUAAAUUUAAAUAUAAAAGGGGCUUGGUGAAGCAUAAAAAAACUGUGAAGUGUAGCUAGGAAGUUUCAAGC
Molecule: messenger RNA, 1887 nt
Organism: Maniola jurtina (meadow brown)
Lineage: Eukaryota; Metazoa; Arthropoda; Insecta; Lepidoptera; Nymphalidae
Product: zinc finger protein 845-like
Exons: 2
Coding region: 85-1875 (596 amino acids)
Biological process (GO): regulation of transcription by RNA polymerase II
Cellular component (GO): nucleus
Molecular function (GO): zinc ion binding; RNA polymerase II transcription regulatory region sequence-specific DNA binding; DNA-binding transcription factor activity, RNA polymerase II-specific
Source: RefSeq, a predicted model, not a curated record